Molecule: messenger RNA, 1829 nt
Organism: Nematolebias whitei (Rio pearlfish)
Lineage: Eukaryota; Metazoa; Chordata; Actinopteri; Cyprinodontiformes; Rivulidae
Gene: dnajb14
Product: DnaJ heat shock protein family (Hsp40) member B14
Exons: 8
Coding region: 54-1181 (375 amino acids)
Biological process (GO): cellular response to misfolded protein
Cellular component (GO): endoplasmic reticulum membrane
Molecular function (GO): Hsp70 protein binding
Source: RefSeq, a predicted model, not a curated record
CUUAUCUGGCAACCCGCGCUCAGCUGACGGCUUAGUGAAAAAGAGGAAAGAAGAUGGAAGGAAACCGAGACGAAGCAGAAAAAUGUAUUAAAAUAGCGACGAAGGCCCUCGAAGCCGGAGACAAACAGAAAGCUGUGAAGUUUCUCAGCAAAGCAGAGAAGUUGUAUCCAACGGAGAGAGCCAAAGCUUUGCUCGAAGCUUUAACAAAGAAUGGGAGCUCUGCCAGUAAUGGUGCACGUCACAGGAAACCAGCAGAAUGCUCAGAAGCUAAUGGUGCCAACACUGGAGGAGAGACCGGAGGAAGCGACUCUGCAAAAGGCUUCACUCAAGACCAGGUUGAAGGUGUGCAGAGAAUAAAGCGGUGUAAGGACUAUUACGAAGUUCUUGGUGUCAACAAGGAAGCCAACGAUGACGAGCUGAAGAAGGCCUACAGGAAGCAAGCGCUCAGGUUCCACCCCGACAAGAACCACGCACCCGGAGCAACAGGGGCCUUCAAAAAGAUCGGCAAUGCGUACGCCGUGCUCAGCAACCCCGACAAACGGCGGCAGUACGACCUGACGGGUGGGGAGGAGCCGAGCAGCCGCAGCCAGUCGCACAGAGGAGGCUUUGACUUCCACCGGGGCUUUGAAGCUGACAUCACACCUGAGGACCUCUUCAACAUGUUCUUUGGAGGUGGCUUCCCCUCCUCUACUGCACAUACGUUCACCAACGGGCGGACGAGCUACAGCCAUCAGACGGACUCCAGACAGGAGAGGACCGAGGAAAGGGGAGACGGCGGUUUUUCAAUGUUCAUCCAACUGAUGCCCAUUGUGGUCUUGAUUUUAGUAUCAAUACUGAGCCAGAUGAUGGUGUCUCCUCCACCCUACAGCCUCUAUUCUAGACCGUCCACGGGUCAGACUGUGAAACGGCAGACGCAGAACCUGCGCGUCGACUACUACGUCACCCGCGACUUCCAGUCGGAGUUUAAAUCCUCGGCUGUGCAUCAGAUCGAGAAGAACGUCGAAGACGACUACGUGACUAACGUUAGAAACAACUGCUGGAAAGAGAGGCAGACAAAAACGGACCUGCUUUAUGCUGCGAAGGUGUACAGGGACGACCGGAUGCGCAAGAAGGCCGAGCUCAUGACCAUGGACAACUGCAAAGAGGUGGACAGACUAAACCACCUGUUCAGAGGCGGAUAGAUGAGAAUCAUUUUCAAGUUUGUAAAUAUAUGAAUAGAUUUCUAUGUUGUUUAUUUUAAGAAAGAGAUUUUUCAUUAGGAGAAGUGUUUAGGUCAGAAAAAGUCCCCCACAUCUUCCUGCUGAACCAUUCCCCUUCACUGAGCUGCUGCGUCGUCUCGAACCGUCCACACGUUGUCGGACUCUUCCACACUUUCUUCUUCUUCUUCUUUCGUCUGUGCUUUUCUACAACAAGAAGGACAAGAACACUAAAGAUGUGCUUCAAGAACUGGAGGGGCCUUCUGCACAAGAACAAACAUUUCUGAAGAUCCAGCAAACCGAAUCUGUUCAUGCAUCGUUUGCUGGUUGUUCUGGUCCGUGUGAGCUCCUCUUCCAGUCCAGCGUGUCCCGUGAAGAAAGACCAGAAGGAAUCAAAGAAUGAAGAAGGCUUCUUGACUCGACAUGAGAAGCAUUCCUCCUGAAAGAACGUGUCUCUCCUGCAUAAUGUGAAGCUGCCUGGGACUGAACAUGAUGAAACUGUUGGUCAUAAACGGUUGUACAUUUUUAUUUUUCAAUGUUUGAACUUAUUGCACCUAUUUAAAAGAAACAAGUUUCUCUACAUUGCUCGACUAAUCAUUUAAAUAAAGUAAACUGGAACCUGAAAUCAAACAU